Mirounga angustirostris (Northern elephant seal) is the source of this 4233-nucleotide messenger RNA. It is a transcript of the gene PPP1R10, whose product is annotated as protein phosphatase 1 regulatory subunit 10. Gene Ontology annotation, cellular component: nucleus; PTW/PP1 phosphatase complex; chromatin. Gene Ontology annotation, molecular function: protein phosphatase 1 binding; metal ion binding. The coding region runs from base 154 to 3078 and encodes 974 amino acids. The record is from RefSeq and is a predicted model, not a curated record. NCBI's taxonomy places the organism in Eukaryota, Metazoa, Chordata, Mammalia, Carnivora, Phocidae. The transcript has 19 exons.
UUUUAAGAGACUUUUUGAUCCAAUGAGGCCCCCCAAAUAAUUGAGUUUUGGGUCCUGGUUGGUUGUUUUAUUUUUUUUCUCCAAAAUUUUAACCCCCUCCCCCCCUGAGCCCGAGGUGCUGACGUCGCAAAAAAAUUGGAUAAAACCUCGAUCAUGGGUUCGGGUCCCAUAGAUCCCAAAGAGCUUCUCAAGGGCCUGGAUAGCUUCCUUAACCGAGAUGGGGAAGUCAAGACAGUGGAUGGGAUUUCCAAGAUCUUCAGCCUGAUGAAGGAAGCACGAAAGAUGGUGAGUCGAUGCACUUACUUGAACAUUCUCCUGCAGACCCAGUCACCAGAAAUAUUGGUCAAGUUUAUUGAUGUUGGUGGCUACAAGCUGCUUAACAGUUGGCUGACCUAUUCAAAGACAACCAACAACAUUCCCCUCUUGCAGCAAAUUCUGCUGACCCUGCAGCACCUCCCGCUCACUGUGGACCAUCUCAAGCAGAACAACACAGCCAAACUGGUGAAGCAGCUGAGCAAGUCAAGUGAGGAUGAAGAGCUCCGGAAAUUGGCUUCAGUCCUUGUCAGUGACUGGAUGGCUGUCAUCCGCUCCCAGAGCAGUACCCAGCCUGCUGAGAAAGAUAAGAAAAAACGUAAAGAAGAGGGGAAGAGUCGAACCACCCCUCCUGAGCGACCCUUGACUGAGGUGAAGGCUGAGACCCGGGCUGAGGAGGCCCCAGAGAAGAAGAAAGAGAAGCCGAAGUCUCUCCGAACGACGGCACCCAGUCACGCCAAAUUCCGUUCCACUGGGCUAGAGCUGGAGACCCCAUCUUUGGUGCCUGUGAAGAAGAAUGCCAGUGCCGUGGUAGUUUCUGACAAGUACAAUCUUAAACCCAUCCCCCUCAAGCGUCAGAGCACCACAGUUGCUCCAGGAGAUGCUGCACCUCCUGCAGAGAAGAAAUACAAGCCACUGAACACCACACCGAAUGCCACCAAAGAGAUCAAAGUGAAGAUCAUCCCACCACAGCCAAUGGAGGGCCUGGGCUUUCUGGAUGCGCUCAAUUCAGCCCCUGUUCCAGGCAUCAAAAUUAAGAAGAAGAAGAAGGUGCUGUCACCUACAGCUGCCAAGCCAAGCCCAUUUGAAGGGAAAACGAGCACAGAACCAAGCACAGCCAAACCUUCUUCCCCAGAACCAGCACCUCUUUGUGAGGCUAUGGACACAGACCGCCCAGGCACCCCAGUUCCCCCUGUUGAAGUCCCAGAGCUCAUGGAUACAGCCUCUUUGGAGCCAGGAGCACUGGAUGCAAAGCCAGUAGAGAGUCCUGGAGAUCCCAGCCAGCUGACCCGGAAAGGCAGGAAGAGGAAGACUGUGACGUGGCCUGAGGAGGGCAAACUGAGAGAAUAUUUCUAUUUUGAACUGGAUGAAACUGAACGAGUAAAUGUGAAUAAGAUCAAGGACUUUGGUGAGGCAGCUAAGCGAGAGAUACUGUCAGACCGACAUGCAUUUGAGACGGCCCGGCGUCUGAGCCAUGACAACAUGGAGGAGAAGGUGCCCUGGGUAUGCCCGCGGCCCCUGGUUCUGCCCUCACCCCUUGUCACCCCUGGAAGCAACAGCCAGGAGCGAUAUAUCCAGGCUGAACGGGAGAAAGGAAUCCUUCAGGAGCUCUUCCUGAACAAGGAAAGUCCUCAUGAACCUGAUCCUGAGCCCUAUGAACCUGUCCCCCCGAAGCUCAUCCCCCUAGAUGAGGAGUGUUCCAUGGAUGAGACCCCGUAUAUUGAGACCCUGGAGCCUGGAGGAGCUGGUGGCUCACCUGAUGGGGCAGGCGGCUCCAAGUUGCCUCCCGUCCUGGCCAAUCUCAUGGGAAGCAUGGGUGCUGGGAAGAGCCCCCAGGGUCCUGGAGGAGGAGGCAUCAAUGUGCAAGAGAUCCUCACCUCCAUCAUGGGUAGCCCAAAUAGUCAUCCUUCAGAGGAACUGCUCAAGCAACCAGACUAUUCAGACAAGAUUAAGCAGAUGCUCGGUAAUCACCAGGGCCAGCCCUGGGGCCUGGGGGAGGAAGCCUACUGUGGAGUUGGGGUGCCACAUGGACUCUUAGGCCCUGGUCCAAUAGCCAAUGGUUUCCCACCAGGAGGCCCUGGGGGCCCCAAGGCCAUGCAACACUUCCCCCCUGGGCCUGGGGGACCUAUGCCAGGUCCUCACGGAGGCCCUGGUGGGCCAGUGGGUCCACGUCUCUUGGGUCCCCCACCCCCUCCACGAGGGGGUGAUCCCUUCUGGGAUGGCCCAGGUGACCCCAUGCGGGGUGGCCCAAUGCGGGGGGGUCCAGGACCAGGUCCUGGACCAUACCACAGAGGCCGUGGUGGCCGAGGAGGAAAUGAACCGCCGCCGCCGCCUCCCUUCCGGGGGGCCAGAGGAGGUCGCUCUGGAGGAGGACCCCCAAAUGGACGAGGGGGCCCUGGUGGGGGCAUGGUUGGAGGUGGUGGGCAUCGUCCUCAUGAAGGCCCUGGUGGGGGCAUGAGCAGCAGCAGUGGACACCGCCCCCACGAAGGCCCUGGCAGUGGCAUGGGUGGUGGGCACCGCCCCCACGAAGGCCCAGGCGGUAGCAUGGGUGGAGGUGGGGGACAUCGUCCCCAUGAAGGCCCUGGUGGUGGCAUGGGCAGUGGCAGUGGCCAUCGCCCCCACGAAGGCCCUGGCAGUGGCAUGGGUGGAGGCAGUGGACAUCGCCCCCAUGAAGGUCCUGGUGGAGGAAUGGGUGCUGGAGGUGGACAUCGCCCCCAUGAAGGCCCUGGUGGGAGCAUGGGUGGAAGUGGUGGACAUCGCCCCCAUGAAGGUCCUGGACAUGGGGGGCCCCAUGGCCACCGGCCUCAUGAUGUCCCUGGUCACCGAGGCCAUGACCAUCGAGGGCCACCACCUCAUGAGCACCGUGGCCAUGAUGGCCCUGGCCACGGAGGAGGGGGCCACCGAGGGCACGAUGGAGGCCACAGCCAUGGAGGAGAUAUGUCAAACCGCCCUGUUUGCCGACAUUUCAUGAUGAAGGGCAACUGCCGCUACGAGAACAACUGUGCCUUCUACCACCCGGGGGUCAAUGGGCCCCCCCUGCCCUAGGGACCGCCUCCUCUGCCCCACCCACACACACCCCUGUGGACUGCAGCCUCGCUCCUUCCGCCCUGUUAUGGCUUCUGUGAGGCCCAUGUUCCCCUGUCCCCAGCUGAGGAGGAGCCGGCCCCCUCAGUUCCCACCUGCUUGGGUUGCUGGGGGUUUUCUGAUCACUGGUGCGCAUUGAUGUACAUACUUUCCUCCAGUCUGAGGAGGAGAGAGACUGGAUACGUUCUGUACCCUGGACUGCUGAAGAGAAGACCCAGUUGGCUUCAUUUUUUUGAGGAGAUUUGCCCUAUAACCCCAAGCCCCUUUCCAGUAUUACCCUUUAUGCCUGAGAACCUAAAGCUGGUUAUCCUGGAGAACACCUCUACUCUCCUGUUGUGGGUCCUCCACAUGCACACAGAACUGACACGGGAUCAGCUGCACUUAUGAAAUCAUCCCAGCCAAGUUCAUUCUUCUCAUGGGGUGGGGAGAUGGUAAAAGGGGUAUUAGAUACCCCACUGCACUGAGAGGGCUCAAUCAGGCUGGAUUUGAGUUCUGGAAUACAUCCUCCCCACUUCUGCCCUGGCACAGGCUUUCCAUUGAGUCCCUUCUCAAGUACGACUUUGCAACCUUCUGUGAACACCCAGGUCUGCAUCAUGGGUCUGCUAGGUUCAGUGAUGGUCAAUUCACGUCCACAUCCAGUGGAAGUUUUAGCUGGCAUGGGUGAGGCUGGGGGUGGUGGCCCGCCCUUGCCUGCAGCUCAUUCUGGAAACUUUGUAAAAACACUUCAGUGAGACCAGCUUUCCAUCAACUUGCCCGCAUUCUGGGCCUGACAGUCACACUACACGCACUGCCUUCAGGAGUUGGCGCGGCGCGCUCUGCCCCCAGCUGGAACCUCGUUGGUGCGAGGCCUCCAGCUCCCUUGCCGUCAGCCACCUCCGGGUCCCACCAGGUGCCUUCCUGGGUGGGUGCCGCAAGCUGACGUGCCCUUCCCCAGCCCUCUCCUUCCCAGGUCUCGGCAUCAGUUUGUUUUCUAUGAAAACAGUGGAUUGGUUGGCUUUUGUGCAGGGUCUUGGGUUAGAGCCACGAUGGAUUUGAGGGAUGAGUAUUUUUUUUCUUUUGGUUUUGUAUAUUUUGUACAUUAAUAAUAAACAGUGGAAAGAGAAGCAGCUUAUUUAA